AUGCUGGGCCGGACGCUCAUUCUGCCGCAGAAUUCCGCCAUCCUGCAAGACUGCUCAAACUUGGUGGAUUCAUGCCUUCCAGUCCUGUCUGUGUUUCCAGAGUUAGCCAAGUACACGCUGCUUGCUUUCGCUGCUAUGCUGGGAGUCAACGUUCUCUAUGCUGACCUGGACACCUACUGGGCGCAGAACCCAUUUCGGCUGCUUCCGAGACAUGAUGACCUUGAUGCAGCUGACGUGGCUCGGCAGCAUGUUGGAGGCGCAGUUGUCUACGGCGGCUCCCACGCGCAGUAA
Molecule: messenger RNA, 291 nt
Organism: Symbiodinium pilosum
Lineage: Eukaryota; Dinophyceae; Suessiales; Symbiodiniaceae
Source: the annotation of a GenBank genome assembly